AUGACCGACAUCGAUCAGGCACAGCAGGACAGCGCCGGCGAGGAAAAUGUCUUCCUCGAGGCCAUUCGGGCCCUGCAGCACGAGGGUACGCGCGCAGAGGUUGCGGAGGGGUUUCGCGAGACGGGGAAUGAACUGGCCCGGGAGAAGAAGUGGAGCGACGCGCGGGAGUUUUAUGGGAAGUCGUUGGCGACGAUAAGGGAUGUGGAGGAGGGAAAGUGGGAGGAGAGUGUAGAUGUGGAGGGGGAUAAGAGGAGGAUCAGGGAUACGGAGGAGAAAGUGUUGGUGAACAGGGCUCUAUGUAAUUUGGAAAUGAGGAAUUAUCGCUCCUGUAUCCUCGACUGCGCAGCAACGUUAAAGCUUAACCCCCAAAACGUAAAGGCCUACUAUCGCUCGGCCCGCGCCCUCCUCGCACUUGAUAAAAUCCCCGAGGCUCAAGAUGCGGCCGAUCGCGGCCUUGCUCUUGACCCCACGAACAGGUCCCUCCUCCUGACUACCCAGCAAAUCUCCGCUCGUAAAGCCAUCCUCGAUGCUCUCGCCGCCAAAAAGCUUGCCGAAACCGAGCGGGCGCAACGCAUCAAACUCACAUUAACCACAGCCCUGCGCGCCAGGGGGAUUAAGGUCCGCGAGACAAAACAGCCACCAGAUUUGGAGGACGCGACGAUGCAUCUCUCACCAGACCCAUUAUCCCCAACGAGCACGCUCGUCCUGCCAUGUGUGCUGCUAUAUCCCAUGCACGCGCAGAGUGAUUUCAUAAAGCAAUUUGACGAGACACAGUGUUUACGCGACCAUUUGGAGUACAUUUUCCCGCUACCUUGGGAUAACGAAGGAGAAUAUGAUGUUGACACGGUAGAUUGCUUCAUGGAGACAAUAAAUGGCGGGUUGAUUCGGGUUGGGAAGAAGGUGAGUCUGUUGGGCGUGUUGAAUGAGAGCGGAGGAAAAGUAGAAAUCGUGGACGGGUUGGUCAAAAUCAAUGUUGUCCCCGUAGGGAAGAGUAGGAAGUGGAUCGAGGAGGUCAAGGCGAGAAGGACACCUGGUUGA
Uncinocarpus reesii 1704 is the source of this 1038-nucleotide messenger RNA. Its product is annotated as TPR-domain-containing protein. The transcript is spliced from 2 exons. Bases 1 to 1038 code for a protein of 345 amino acids. Gene Ontology annotation, molecular function: Hsp90 protein binding. Lineage: Eukaryota; Fungi; Ascomycota; Eurotiomycetes; Onygenales; Onygenaceae. The record is from RefSeq and is a predicted model, not a curated record. Gene Ontology annotation, biological process: protein folding.